This is a messenger RNA of Penicilliopsis zonata CBS 506.65, 895 nucleotides long. RefSeq lists its product as hypothetical. Bases 252 to 701 code for a protein of 149 amino acids. The transcript is spliced from 4 exons. Gene Ontology annotation, cellular component: nucleus. Gene Ontology annotation, molecular function: mRNA binding. NCBI's taxonomy places the organism in Eukaryota, Fungi, Ascomycota, Eurotiomycetes, Eurotiales, Aspergillaceae. The record is from RefSeq and is a predicted model, not a curated record. Gene Ontology annotation, biological process: mRNA export from nucleus.
UCGUGGAAUCUGGGGGGCCAUGGUGUCGUGAUAACGAGGGCUGGGUGUGGUGUCUACUCGCUACCGUCUGUGUGCUCGCUGAUGCUCUUGAACCAUCGAUUGAACCGUGCACACUAUCUCGUCUCUCUUGCCGCGACUGUCUUUCUUCUUUCGGGUUGACAUACAAUGAGUUUGCCUGCCAAGUUUACUGAUCAUCGUCGCGUCCGUCAUAGGAAUACUUCGCCAAGUCUGCUGGUCCCGUCAAGCGGGUUAUGCUUACUUACAACCAGAACGGCACAAGCCGGGGAAUUGCCUCGAUCGUUUUCAGCAAACCGGACACCGCCGCCAAAGCUGCCAAGGAGCUCAACGGACUUCUUGUUGACAACCGCCCGAUGAAGAUUGAGGUUGUUGUCGACGCUUCUCAUGCGCCCGCGGUUCCCGCCCCCAAGCCACUUACGGAGCGUGUUGUCCAAUCCAAGUCUCAACCUAAGCCAGCCACUGCCACAAAGGCUGCCAGUGCCGGUAAGGGACGCCCGGCUCGUGGCCGUCGUGCCCGUAACCCCAAUCGCCCCAAGCCCAAGACCGCGGAGGAGCUAGACGCCGAGAUGGUUGAUUACUUUGCCAAUGAGAACACCGGUGCCGCCGAGAGUGCUGCGCCUACCACCGGAGCGGCCGCCCAGCCUGCAGCUGGUGGCGAGGAUAUGAUGGCCGAGAUUUCGUAAUUGUGAAGAUAAUUAUUGCAGAGUUGGUCGAGAAUCGACCGCGUCCUGUUUUCAGUUUUGACACUUUUUUUUCUCUUGAAUGUCUAACUUACUAUUCGGGUUGUCUUUACGCUUAUGUUUCUUUCUUCUUUCUUUUUUGAGGGCCGCUCGGGGGAAUGCAUGUAUUUAAUAUCAGAAUGAACUGUUCUAAUAAC